CGAAGUAUUCACCUAUCACUACCUCCCCGUUAUUUCUCCUUCGUCAAUGCGCAGUUUGACAUGUCCGGGUGCCUUUUAUUCUUAUGAGUAAUAUACUCGAUCGAACAUCGCGGAGAUGCCUCGCAAUGGCAUGGAUACUGGGCCGAAGCCGACUGUAAUGCCAGACGCUCUGGCUCGCUUUUGCCAACGUUCAUAUCCAGCCGUGGACUAUAUCGCUUUAGCAUGUUUAGCAGGGAUAUGGGUUAUGAUCCAACUUUUCGUGGACCCAUUCCAUCGCAUGUUUUCUCUCGAUAAUAGAUCUAUCCAGUAUCCGUUUGCCAUCGUAGAAAGAGUCCCUAUGGUAUGGUCCAUUAUCUAUGCCGGAGUCGUCCCACUCCUGAUCCUGCUUUGCUGGGCGGCCAUUUUCCGCCCCAAACCAUACCAGGUUCAGGUCACCAUUCUCGGGCUGCUUGUCGCGCUUAUGUUGACGUCCCUGAUUACGGACAUCAUCAAGAAUGCGGUUGGAAGACCUCGACCCGAUCUUAUCUCGCGGUGUAUGCCGAAGAAGGGCACUCCGGCCAACACCUUGGUGGCCUGGACGGUCUGUACGCAGUCGAACAACCAUAUACUCCAGGAGGGAUGGAGAAGUUUCCCGAGUGGUCACAGCAGCUUUUCUUUCAGCGGGCUAGGAUACUUAUCAAUGUUCUUCUCUGGACAACUGCAUGUAUUCCGCCCUAGAGCUGAUCUCUGGCGCUGCAUUCUGGCUUUAAUACCGAUGUUGUGCGCGCUGAUGAUCGCAAUCUCUCGCCUUGAGGACUACCGGCAUGAUGUUUACGACGCUUAUGAAAUCGUCGGUCCAAAUGGCUUCUCUAAAUUGCCAAGCGAUGAGGAACAACAGAUCCCAGAACGAGGGCUAGACUCACGCGGCUGGGAAACCCAAACAUAUCAGCUGGAGGAUCUGCCGUCUCAUCACGAUCGGUUGCACCAUCCCUCCUCGACUACUCCUGCAUAAAAAAUGGAAUAAUGGCACCACAAACCUUUCCUUACGAAUGGUUUACUCGCAAGCAUGCAUACCCUGGUGGUAUGUGCACAUGUACGAUGACUACUUGCAUAUAUGUAGAAUAGCGUUAUGAAUUUUUGGAGCAGAC
Aspergillus novofumigatus IBT 16806 is the source of this 1127-nucleotide messenger RNA. RefSeq names its product phosphatase PAP2 family protein. Gene Ontology annotation, molecular function: phosphatidate phosphatase activity. The coding region runs from base 116 to 991 and encodes 291 amino acids. NCBI's taxonomy places the organism in Eukaryota, Fungi, Ascomycota, Eurotiomycetes, Eurotiales, Aspergillaceae. The transcript has 5 exons. The record is from RefSeq and is a predicted model, not a curated record. Gene Ontology annotation, biological process: phospholipid metabolic process.